Schizophyllum commune H4-8 is the source of this 2217-nucleotide messenger RNA. RefSeq names its product kinase-like protein. The record is from RefSeq and is a predicted model, not a curated record. The transcript is spliced from 5 exons. Bases 278 to 1921 code for a protein of 547 amino acids. Gene Ontology annotation, biological process: intracellular signal transduction; protein phosphorylation; negative regulation of glycogen biosynthetic process. NCBI's taxonomy places the organism in Eukaryota, Fungi, Basidiomycota, Agaricomycetes, Agaricales, Schizophyllaceae. Gene Ontology annotation, cellular component: nucleus; cytoplasm; cytosol. Gene Ontology annotation, molecular function: ATP binding; protein serine/threonine kinase activity.
CGAUUACAGCACCUCGCGCCAGCAAAAAUCCAUGACGGUGCUAAACAAACGGCAAGAAUGCAGGUCGGAACCAGGAAACCCCAAGGAGCGCGGACGCGAGCGGAAGAGAGAAACAGAGUCCAUCACACGUGCUUGUGAUGUCGGCUUAGAUUACCAAAAGACGGUCUUUGCUCCACUCAGCUCUUCUGAGUCUCAACCACCAUCUACUCGACGCCGGCACUCUGUUUGGACAUCCUGUGCCACCUGCCUUGUCAGAGAUCUUCGCCUCAAUUUUCGUAUGCUCUCGACGUCGUCCGCCUUCGACCUCACUUUCGACGAUUCGGAUGAUUGGAAGUCGCCCACCUACGGCAGGCUCUAUCGCGCUUCGAGCGUUGGCAGCUACAAGGUCACCUCUAUAGGCCGAGGCUUCGACUGGGACGAAAACGAGGAUGGCGACGAAAGGGCGGCGGCCCCGGCACGAGCUCCCGAGGCCAAGCUCAAAAUCGCUGAGCCCUCGCCACAGAAGCUGACUGAUCCUUCAAAGGUCAUGCGCUCUGUAACCAACACGUCCUCUUCACCUACCACCAUAUCUUUGUCGCCGAUGGCGCUUUCGUCGGAGCCACAAAGCUAUUUCUCCUCGCCAGCUCACUCCCGCUCUGCAUCGCCAUUGGCCAUCGCCAUGCCCCAACCUUCUCGACCGCCCUUAUCUCGCACCCCGACUACGCCACGUCCCAACAGUCGACGGAAUUCUCAGCAGCGGGUCUCCUUGAUCGCCGGGCGCGUGUCGAUCGCACCCAUCGAACCGCCGCCAUCUCCGCCGCCAAGUCUUCCCCCGAGUCUACGCCGUACAGACAGUCAGUCCAGUCGGCUCAGUGCAGCGUCCACUCGCGCACCAUCUCCAACGGACGAGCAGGUCUCGCCCGGCAACCGCACUAUCGAUGAGUUCCACAUCGAAGGCGAGAUAGGGCGUGGAGCGUACGGUCUGGUAAAGCGAGCAAGGGAGAUUUUGCCUGAUGGUUCACUUGGUCCCCCCAUUGUCAUCAAGCAGGUGAUCAAGUCGCGCAUCCUUGCCGACUGCUGGAAGAGGCACCCGAAGUACGGCACCAUCCCCAUCGAAAUCUAUGUCAUGUCCGCCAUCUCCCACACAUCUUACACUCUUCCCCCUCGUCGUCCAUGGCAUCCCGGGAGAUUGGACCCAGAAGCCCUCGAUGACGACUGGAUUGCUGGGAAAGUUGUGAAGGGGCAUCCGAACAUAUGUCCUCUCCUCGACUACUUCGAGGACAGCCACUACUACUACCUUUUGCUACCUUCGUCGACCCCGGCGGUCAAACCAGGAGAGCCACACCCACCGUCUGAUCUUUUCGACCUCGUGGAGAGCUACCCGCAGGGUCUCCCUCCAAGUUCUGUAAGGACUUACUUGGGUCAAAUUGCGGACGCCCUCUCAUUUCUUCACUCGCACGGGAUAGUUCACCGUGAUGUGAAGGACGAGAACGUCGUUCUUGGUCCUCAUGGACGGUGCAUCCUCAUCGACUUUGGAAGCUCUGGCUUGGUGAAGAAGAGCGGAUGGGACACUUUCAGUGGAACUCUGGAUUAUGCUGGCCCCGAGAUUCUUCGCGGCGAGCGAUAUUUCGGAAAAGAACAAGACGUGUGGGCGUUCGGCGUCGUCGCGUACGUUCUGCUUGUUGGAGAAUGCCCGUUCGAAAAUGCGGCUGAGGCGCAGGAGGGGCUCCGGUCGCCGUUCGCAAAGGCGUCUAUCGCGCUUGAGGAUAGAUGCGGCGACGACAACGCCAAGGAGGGGCUGGAGCCGGAUGGUGGAGGCGCACUUGGAGAUGCAGCUGCUCUCGUCCGCGAGUGCCUACAGGUGGAAGUAGGCGCACGACCAACUUUUGAGCGAAUCCUGCAAAGCCGCUUUCUAAGCGGCGGCUCCGGCUGGGGCGCCUAACGCAUCACGGUUUCUUCCUUACCUCCGUUUCUUCCUUCGAUCUCAUCUCCGCAUCGCCACUGUAAGCCGCAGACGGGCACGCUUCCAACCCCCAUCGAUGGGCGCUCGAUGUCCAUCUCAUCGGCGACUCAUCAUUGUAUCUCGCGCAGUCCCAUCCCUCGCUGCUCGCCUGUAGUUUAUGCUAUUUAUCUUUGCACCAGUCGUUGUAUCAUUCCCUCGUCGUGUAGAAAGUACCAGAUAAAAUGCAUGUAAUCCUAAUGAAAUUUGCGCGACACGAAGAUCCGGCAGGGUUGUGG